Messenger RNA from Pocillopora meandrina, 792 nucleotides. Lineage: Eukaryota; Metazoa; Cnidaria; Anthozoa; Scleractinia; Pocilloporidae. The record is from the annotation of a GenBank genome assembly.
AUGGUGAUUUUAAUGGCUCUUCGCAAAGAGACUUCGCUUCAUCCACCCACAAGGCUGUUGCUUCGCAAUUUGGCGACAACAGAUCUCUUGGUUGGGCUUUUUUUAGAGCCGCUGGACGUCGUCUAUUUGCUUUCCGUUAUUCAUCAAGAUUGGUACUUAUGCCGGGUCGCAGAGACUACCACGUUUAUUGUGGGUUACACGUUGGGGCCUGUGUCCCUAUGGACUGCGACUGCUAUAAGUUUUGACCGUCUCCUAGCUUUAAAAUUGGCCAUCCGGCACUCGGAGGUUGUGACUAUCAAGAAAACGUAUGCGGUUAUAACAACAUUUUGGGUGAUGUCCAUUGUACUUUCGUCAUCGUAUGUCGUAGAGAGCCUUGUAUCGUUUUGGUACAGCCAUCUCACUGUAGCAUCAUGCUUGGCGAUUUCUAUUCCGUCGUACGCGGUGAUUUUCAGAUGGCUGCGUCGGCAGCAAACUCGCGUAAUACACGGCAACUCGCGGCAACAGCAACGAGAUGAAAUAACUAUGUUGAGGAUAGCACGAUACAGAAAGACAGUUAGCAAUAUUCUUUGGGUGAAGCUGGCGUUGAUUAUGUGUUAUUCGCCCUACGGUGUGGCUUCAGUUCUGUUCUUUUCCAGUCCGUCUUCGUCACUUUUUCUCCCUUGGCAAAUGACAAUGAGUGUUGUAUUUGUGAACUCUACGUUGAAUCCCUUCCUUUACUGCUGGAAGAUCAGAGAAGUGAGAAAAGCUGUGAAGAGUACAUUCAAGCAAUCAUUAUGCUGGUCAUCAACUUAG